Messenger RNA from Erinaceus europaeus (western European hedgehog), 2743 nucleotides. It is a transcript of the gene TGFBI, whose product is annotated as transforming growth factor beta induced. The coding region runs from base 86 to 2137 and encodes 683 amino acids. Gene Ontology annotation, cellular component: extracellular matrix. Gene Ontology annotation, biological process: extracellular matrix organization; cell adhesion. The transcript is spliced from 17 exons. The record is from RefSeq and is a predicted model, not a curated record. Gene Ontology annotation, molecular function: cell adhesion molecule binding. Lineage: Eukaryota; Metazoa; Chordata; Mammalia; Eulipotyphla; Erinaceidae.
UGCCGCUCCCUCUGGCUCGCGGCUUACUUAACCUGGACGGGCGGCGGAGGCUCGCUCACUUCCUAGUCUGAGAGUCUCCAGCUCCAUGGCGCUCCUCGUGAGGCUGCUGCCCCUCGCGCUGGCGCUGGCCCUGGAGCCCGCAGCCACCCUGGCGGGACCCUCUAAAUCGCCUUACCAAUUGGUGCUGCAGCACAGUCGACUGCGGGGUCGACAGCACGGCCCCAAUGUUUGUGCUGUGCAGAAGGUCAUUGGCACCAACAAGAAGUACUUCACCAACUGCAAGCAGUGGUACCAGAGGAAAAUCUGUGGCAAAUCAACAGUCAUCAGCUAUGAAUGCUGCCCUGGAUAUGAAAAAGUCCCAGGAGAAAAGGGAUGUCCAGCAGCCCUGCCACUGUCAAACCUUUAUGAGACCCUGGGAGUCAUUGGCUCAACCACCACACAGCUGUACACAGACCGCACAGAGAAACUAAGGCCCGAGAUGGAAGGGCCCGGUAGCUUCACCAUCUUCGCCCCCAGCAACGAGGCCUGGGCUUCCCUGUCUGCUGAAGUCCUGGACUCACUGGUGAGCAAUGUCAACAUCGAGCUGCUCAAUGCUCUUCGCUACCACAUGGUGGACAGACGGGUCUUGACGGAUGAGCUGAAACACGGCAUGGCCCUCACCUCCAUGUACCAGAAUUCUGACAUUCAGAUCCACCACUAUCCCAAUGGGAUUGUAACUGUCAACUGUGCUCGGCUGCUGAAAGCUGACCACCAUGCAACCAACGGUGUGGUGCACCUGAUUGACAAAGUCAUCUCCACCACCACCAACAACAUCCAGCAGAUCAUCGAGAUCGAGGACACCUUCGAGACCCUUCGGGCUGCUGUGGCUGCAUCUGGGCUCAACACUGUGCUUGAAGGGGAUGGCCAGUUCACACUCUUAGCCCCAACCAAUGAAGCCUUCGAGAAAAUCCCUGCUGAGACCUUGAACAGGAUUCUGGGUGACCCAGAGGCCCUGAGAGACCUGCUGAACAACCACAUCCUGAAGUCAGCCAUGUGUGCUGAGGCCAUUGUUGCCGGGCUGUCCAUGGAGACCCUGGAAGGCACCACGCUGGAGGUGGGCUGCAGUGGGGACAGGCUCACCAUCAACGGAAAGGCCAUAAUCUCCAAUAAAGAUGUCCUGGCCACCAACGGUGUGAUCCACUACAUCGACGAGCUACUCAUUCCAGACUCAGCCAAGACGCUAUUUGAAUUGGCUGCAGAGUCUGAUGUUUCCACAGCCGUUGACCUUUUCAGACAAGCUGGCCUCAGCACCCAUCUCUCUGGAAAUGAACAGUUGACUCUCUUGGCCCCUCUGAAUUCUGUAUUCAAAGAUGGAACCCCUCACAUUGAUGCCAGUAUGAAGAAUCUGCUUCUGAACCACAUUAUUAAAGGCCAGCUGGCUUCCAAGAAUCUGUACCAUGGACAGACCCUGGACACUCUGGGUGGCAAAAAACUGAGAGUUUUUGUUUAUCGUAAUAGUUUGUGCAUUGAGAACAGCUGCAUUGCUGCUCAUGAUAAGAAGGGGAGGUACGGGACUCUGUUCACUGUGGACCAGGUGUUGAGCCCCCCAAUGGGGACCGUCAUGGAUAUCCUCAAGGCGGAUAAUCGCUUCAGCAUGCUGGUAGCUGCCAUCCAGUCUGCAGGGCUGACAGAGACUCUCAACCGAGAAGGAAUAUACACAGUCUUUGCCCCCACAAAUGAAGCCUUCCAAGCCAUGCCACCAGGAGACCUGAACAAACUCUUGGGCAAUGCCAAAGAACUUGCCAACAUCCUGAAAUAUCACGUUGGUGAUGAAAUCCUGGUUAGUGGGGCCAUUGGGCCCCUGGUGCGGCUGAAGUCUCUCCAAGGCGACAAGCUAGAAGUCAGCUCUAAAAACAAUGCAGUUUGUGUCAAUAAGGAGCCUGUUGCUGAAGUUGAUAUCAUGGCCACAAAUGGUGUGGUCUAUGCCAUCUCCAGUGUCCUGCAGCCUCCAGCCACCAGACCUCAGGAGCUAGUGGAUGAGCUUGCCGACUCUGCACUUGAAAUCUUCAGGCAGGCGUCAGCAUAUUCCAGGGCUUCCCAGAGCUCUGUGAAACUAGCUCCUGUCUAUCAGCGGUUAUUAGAAAGGAUGAAGCACUAGUGCGAAGAACCACAGGAGGAAUGCAUGACAGCAGCUCCCAGCCAGUUUCUCUCAGUUUGCCAAAGAGACUGAAAUUUUUUGUUUGUUUAUUUGUUUUUAAAGGAAAUAUCACACUUCAAUGUCCAUGGGCCAGACUAUAAUGAGAUCUGAGCCCUGGCUUGUUAGGGAGGGGGAGGGGGUUAGAUGGGAGAGAGAUGUGCCUUUUUAUUCCCUCUGGAAGCAGCUGUUAACCCACUGCUUGUAGGAUGUCACUGCCUGACAUUCACUUCCGGAAAGGACCUGUCCCAAAUGCGGAAUUUCCUGCCUAAUAUCACAGAUUCCAGAAAAAGGAGCCGAAGCUUAGCAGAGCUCACAAAACAUGAAUCAAAUGAUCCAGAAUUACUGGAGAGUCCUGGCACAGUUUUUUGGAAAGCUCUUUCACAGCUGGAAAAGUGGCAUUUCUUUAUAAGCUAUAAGGUGGACUGCUCUGUCCACAUGGCACAGACACUCCUGUCUGGUACAAUCCAGGUAGGAAGGAGGGAAGGUAGAGCAAGCAGAGCCCAGGAUUUCCCAGGUGUGGCAGUGUGUUUGUAAUAAUAAAACCAAAGAAAUAUAUGUCCACUUGGA